AAGAAAGAGGAAGAAGAAAGAGGAGCCAGGAGUCAUCGACAUGUGGUUGAAAGUCGCCUUGUUGAUAUCUUGCGCUGUAGCAAACACACUCGCAGACGAUGAUGCAACCGGAAGCAAAGCUUUGUCGAACGAAGAAUUCGUCACGUCUCACAAAGUGCCGGAGGAUGUAGCGCGGCCAUCCGACUACGAUGACGGGGACGACGACGUUGUGGACGUGGAGAGGAAGACCAUCACGAAGAAUGGGAAACACGGGAAAAAGGUUGUGGCGAAGUUCGAGAGUUUUGAUAAAAAGUUGACCGACCUCGACCCGAUCAGACGUUUCGAUUUCGUGGACGAAGACAAAACGGGUGACACAACGAAGCGGCAGGUCCGCGUCGAAUUGGAAAACUUUGGGGACACCGGGAUCCUUCAAGAGGAUGGAGUUCGAAAAAGUGACACGCACAGAUCCCGCGUAGAGAGCCACAAAGAUUCAGUGAUUCCCGGGGUGCACGUUAGUAACGAGUAUCCAACAACCAUGAUGCCAGUUCUGACGACUCCACGUGAGGCGCGUUCUUUUGAUUUUGUUCCUGUUAAUAUAAUCCGCGAUGACGGCAAAGAAACAUCUUUUCGAGAACGCAAUUUUGGCGAUUUUAGCGACGUCAGUUUAGUCCCUGCUGGCACAAAUUCGCGUAUCCAGGUAAAGAAAGGGCCAAACGGGAAGGAUUACGAAUACGAGUACGUAUAUUAUUACUAUGACGAGGAGGAUGAGAAUAAGGCGGGUUCAGCGGACUCGGCGGUCACCAAUUCUUACGACGUUCCUUCUAGAACCACGUCCGCCCCUAAGCGUGGCUCCAACAGAAACAAGUACAACACCGUGGAAAGAUCGAGCACCGUGGAACCAGCCAGCAACGAAGUGAUUCCAAACAGAAAUGGUAACAACAGAGGCAGACAAUUGGUCGAAGCUGAAGACGUAUCCGAGGAAAGGCUACCGACCAACACCAGAUUCCCACCAAGGUCACGAUCGAAUCACAACACUGGAACCACGGAACCAACUCGAACUCGUGGAAAUCGUCCCAGACCUGGUUUGGACCUGGUCGAUUCCAGCAGUUUUCGUACCCAUCAAGAGGGACCGGAAUUUCCCCAAGUAUUGCCUAAAGGGCCUGUCCGAUUUUUGGGUGUCACACCGAAUGAAGAGAACGGGGAAGAGAGAACGGCGAGCAGAGGAAGAGGAAGGCCGCAACGAGUUCAAGAACCUGCUCCUGUUGAAGAGAUCAUUGAAGAAGCGCCCGUUCCUACGACCAGGAGGAGACCUAUCACCGCCCUCUCGACAGAGAUUCCUCCUGAAUCGAACAGAGGUGAAUCCUUACAUACAAGCGAGGAAAAAGACGAUUCCAAAGAAGAAAGUUCAUUAUCGGAGAAAAGCAAAGAUAAGCAAACAUCUUUGGAGAACAAGCAAGACUACGAAGAAUCGGAUUCAUCUUCCACAACAUCAGCGAGUACUGCUUCAACCACGACUGAAAGUGCAACGACGGAGUAUCCAUGUUCGAUGGACAAAGUCGCGUUAGAUUUGUAUGCUUUCGUGCAACAAGGUCAAAAUAAUUUGGUAGAUGCAUCGAGCAGCGAAGCUACAGAUUCUUCUUCAGAUAAAACGACACUUUCCAGUGACGAAGCUAUUACCGAUUUGAUAGCGACGACUGAAUUGUCAGCAACUACUCUGGAAUCAACGACGAUAACCAAUGUAGCAAGUCUUGCAACAGAACCAGUAAUCACCACAACUGCUGCAACUACUACUACUAGCACUACUACGACUACUACCACAACUACAACUACGGAACCACCUACCACUACUACUCAAGCUCCAGCUGGAAGAGGGAAAUUUAGAAGACCUGGUAUUGGUGGAACUAAUGGAGGUACUCGAAACAGAUUCAAAUCAAACGGAAGUACAACGACGACCGAAGCACCUGUGGAACCUACACAACGCACGCGAAAUCGUUUCGGUAGCAAUGGUUCUAACGGUGGUGGUUUCAAAAGAAGUCGACCUGGACAAAAGCAAUCCAAUCCAAUUGAGGAGGACGCGGUACAAAAAGAGAGUUCGAGCUCUGUUCACGCAGAACGACCUUCUUCCACUACUCGCGGGAGAUUCCGUGGAUCUGGAGCAACGAGAUCUAUCUCGACGACAACAUCAGCACCGUCGAACGGUGGUUCAACUGCAUCUUCUAAUGGGCCCUCAGGAAUAUCGAGACCGUCUUUCAAUAAAUUGAAUAUCAACCGACGACGUGGAAGACCGACCACCACUGCUCCGAACGGUAGCGAGGAGAGCCAAGAGUCCAUUCGUUCAGAGACACCUAAGGAAACUAGUCAGGAACCCAGUACAGCGGCACCGAAAUCGACCGUUCGUUCGAGACUUCCGACAACAGGGACAAGACCGGUUAUUAAACCUGGAGCUAGAAUAAAUUUGAGACCGAAACCGGGUCAAUCGACGACCACAACUACGACACCGCUUCCUUCGGAUAACGCAGAGGAAUCGUCAAUUGAUGAACCAGCUGGAGAAGGAACUGAAGAAGAAACUCACGAGGCACCUGCAGAAACUAGCCCGCCUCCGGCACGUUCCACAACCGUCAACCCUCUGAAUAAAUUACGUAAUCGAAAUAGACUACAGGUGCAUCCUAAAACAACCACUAGAACACCAGUGCUUCUAGCAUCUAGAAGGUCGCCGUUGUUACCGCGUCGUAAAGUGACCGAAGCACCGAUUGCCCAAACUAGCCAAGAAGAAAUAUCCGAAGAACCAGAUGUUUCCAGCGAAACAGAACCAUCCGAAACAGCUUCCGCAGAAACUAGUACAGCCGCAAGCACGAAACAUGAAGAAACUAGAGGUCUCAGUGGACUUUUGGCUCCAAGGCGUAGGAUAGCAACGCGGCGACCUGGACAAAUAAUUUCGAGAGAAUAGAGUGAAUACUUAAAAAAAGCUUUUCGAUCCAUCAAAUCCCCGUUUGUAUUCCUCGUUGAGAACGAUCAAAGUGAUUUUAGAAACGUGUAUCAAAGAGAAAUCGAGAGAAGGCGCUUUCGUCGAGAAAGUAAGGCGAAAAUUCGACAAGAAAGAGGUUCUACAAAACGCGUGACCAAUGGUCGGAAUUGCAUCGUUCUUGAACUUUGAAUUAUUCGUGCUCGAUAGUUGCAUGGAUCUUUUAUUUUAGAUUUUCGAAAAAAUAUUUAAAUAGAGCCACGUGUCAAUCGAUUUUUUAAUCGGGAACGAAUAAUCGGAACAAUGAAUGACAAACGGCGUGAAAGUAAACAUAUUAUUAUCGCGAUUAUUAGAAUUAAAUUGCAGAGGUACGUGUGCAUAUCUGUCUGUGUGUAAUUAAACGAAUAUGUAUAUUCACGGUGAAAGUUGCUAAUAUCUUUUGAAUGUUACUUCUAAACCGCGUUUCUACAUAUGUAUUGCGACGUAUCGGUUACAAUCGCGAUGCCAUAGUCGUCUGAAAACAUAUCCUAUGUCCGUUCUAUAUGUAUGUAUAUAUCAAUGUUUUCGAAAAUUUUUAUUAAAUGUGAGUGCGAGAAUAUUUAUACGAGCACACAAUUGGAAAUACGAUACGAUUUCUUGCAAUUAUUUAAUAAUUACGCGACUCUUGUAGAAAGAUAUCACAAGAUACUAUUUGCGAACGAUAAUACGAAUCGUAUUCUACUAUUUACUUGUAGAAUGAAAUACGACUCUAUA
Molecule: messenger RNA, 3694 nt
Organism: Apis laboriosa (Himalayan honeybee)
Lineage: Eukaryota; Metazoa; Arthropoda; Insecta; Hymenoptera; Apidae
Product: mucin-5AC-like
Exons: 9
Coding region: 41-2926 (961 amino acids)
Source: RefSeq, a predicted model, not a curated record